Messenger RNA from Theobroma umbraticum, 1324 nucleotides. RefSeq names its product GDSL esterase/lipase At5g14450-like. Lineage: Eukaryota; Viridiplantae; Streptophyta; Magnoliopsida; Malvales; Malvaceae. Gene Ontology annotation, molecular function: hydrolase activity, acting on ester bonds. The record is from RefSeq and is a predicted model, not a curated record.
GCUUAUAGAGUAAGGUAAGUGGAUGUUCCAAUUUGUGAGUAGCAUUGUUGCUGCAAUGGAGUUUGCAAGAGUCAUUUUAUCUGGGAUCUUGGUUUCAUUGCUUCAGAGUGUGGGAGCAGCUGCCCAGGUGAAGGACUUACCACCUUGCAAUUUCAAAGCAAUUUACAACUUUGGUGAUUCCAAUUCAGAUACCGGGGCUAUAUCAGCAGCGAUUUUCCCAAGGCAAUGGCCAAAUGGUGAAACUUUCUUCCAUAAGCCGGCUGGAAGAGUUUGUGAUGGGCGCCUGAUGAUAGAUUUCAUUGCUGAGCGCCUUGGAUUGCCAUUCUUGAGUGCAUACCUGGAUGCAAUAGGAUCAGACUUCCGGCAGGGUGCCAAUUUUGCUUCAGGAGGAUCAACCAUUGUUCCACAAAACAAAACCAUAGCUGAAAGUGGACUAAGUCCAUUUGCUCUUAAUGUUCAGGUUUUUCAGUAUGACCAAUUCAAGGCACGCACUACUGAUCUCUACAAAGAUAAAAGAUAUUCUUGUAGAAGCCAUCUUCCAAGACCUGAGGACUUCCCAGAGGCUCUUUAUGUAUUUGAUAUUGGGCAAAAUGACAUUGCUUAUGGCCUCCGGACGGUUGGUGAUGCACAAAUUCUAGCAUCAAUUCCAAACAUAAUAAGCCAACUGGCAAUAGCAGUCGAGCAUCUGUAUACACAAGGGACAAGGACAUUUUGGAUACACAACACAGGUCCUAUUGGUUGCUUGCCAUCAACCUUGCUCGGCAUCAAGAAUCCUCCUCCAGGCUUUCUUGACAAGCAUGGCUGUGUCAAAAGCCAAAAUGACAUCGCAAAAGAGUUCAACAGGGAGCUCAAGAAUAGAGUGAUCAAGCUCAGGGCAGAUCUCCCACAAGCUGCAAUAACAUAUGUGGAUAUCUAUGCUGCAAAAUAUGGACUUAUCAGCAAUUCAAAACAGCAAGGAUUUGUUGAUGCACAAAAGAUUUGUUGUGGGUAUCAUAAGAAUGGCAUUGACGUGGGAUGUGGAGGAGUAUUACCCCUACCAAAUGGUACUCAAAUAUUUGGAGCUGCAUGCAAAGACCCUUCCUUAUAUAUCAGCUGGGAUGGUGUGCACUACACUGAGGCAGCCAAUCGUUGGAUUGCGAGUCGUUUAAUCAAUGGUUCACUGUCAGAUCCCCCUGUUCCUAUCACCCAUGCUUGUUACAGAACUUCAUGAAACCAUGAUCUGCUAACCACAUCUCUAUGCAUCAUGAUCAUGGUACUAGCAAAAGAGACAAAGUGAUGAUAGUACUAUGAUAUUGUGGAAUAACUGUGGUUAUAUAAAUUUUUU